AUGAGCAAGCGACACGCCACCGAGGCGCUCGAAGACUUGCAGGGCAUCGCCUCGCCCUCCUCCAAACGAUCACGGACGCACGAGGCCGAAUCGCCUAUCGAAGGCAAAAGCAUAGCGGGCGCGUUGGAGAACGGUGGCAUAAACGGGCACGAAGCUACAGCGCGCGGCAGUGACGAUAAAGACGACGACGACGACGACGACGAGUUUGAAGGCGCAGAUGCGGCGCCCAUCGCAGCGCCCACGCGGCAGGCCAACCCAGCCGCAGGCUAUGACGACCUGUACCUCGACACCAUCGACCGCAACGUGCUCGACUUUGACUUUGAGAAACUGUGCUCGAUAUCGCUCUCCAACAUAAACGUCUACGCGUGCCUCGUCUGCGGACGCUACUUCCAGGGCCGCGGGCCAAAGUCGCACGCCUACUUCCACGCGCUCGACGAGGACCACCACGUCUACAUCAACCUCGAGACGCAGAAGGUCUACGUGCUACCCGAGGGCUACGAGGUCAAGAGCAAGGCGCUCGACGACAUCAAAUACGUGUCGGAUCCGAGGUACACCAAGAAGGAGGUCAUGGAGCUGGACCGGCCGGCCGCGGCGGCGCGAACGAAGAGCUGGACGCUGAGCGGCAAGGAGUACGUGCCGGGCUUCGUGGGCAUGAACAACAUCAAGGAGAACGACUACCUCAACGUCGUCGUGCAGGCGCUGUCGCACGUCACGCCGCUGCGCAACUACAUGCUGCUCGAGGACUUCUCCGGCAAGUCGGAGCUGGUCAAGCGGUGCAGCAUUCUGUUCCGCAAGAUCUGGAACCCGCGAGCCUUCCGGUCGCACGUGUCGCCGCACGAGCUGCUGCAGGAGAUCGCGCUGCGCUCCAACAAGCGCUUCACGCUGACCGCGCAGUCGGACCCCGUCGACUUCCUCCUCUGGUUCCUCAACAACCUGCACCUCGGGCUUGGCGGCAGCAAGACGCGGCCGGGCAGCUCCAUGGUGCAGCGCGCCUUCCAGGGCCGGCUCAAGGUCGAAUCGCAGGCCAUCACGGCGCGCGCCGACGCCGGCGACCGGCUGCGCUUCGAGGACGCCGGCGCCGUGCAGGUCGACGUCGCGCCCUUCCUCCUGCUCACCCUGGACCUGCCGCCCGCGCCGCUCUUCCGCGACGAGAGCGCGCAGAACAUCAUCCCGCAGGUGCCGCUGACCACGCUGCUCGCCAAGUACGACGGGCGCGCCGCGCAGGAGCACCACGCGCAGCGCAAGCGCUUCCGCCUGCUGCACCCGCUGCCGCCGCUGCUCGCGCUGCACGUCCGCCGCUUCGGCCGCAACAAGUUCGUGACGGAGCGCAACCCGACCAUCGUCACCUUUGACGCCCGCGCGGGGAUCGACCUCGCGCCGUACGUCGAGCCCAGCCCGGCGCACCACCCGCCCGGCGAGCCCGUGUGGUACGACCUCGUCGCCAACGUGGUGCACGAGGCCGUCCGCGCGGCCAAGGACGACGUCGCGGACACGGGCGAGGAGCGCAAGACGUGGAGGGUCCAGCUGCGCGACAAGGCCACCGGCGAGUGGGUGGUCUGCCAGGACCUCUUCGUCGACAAGGUCCAGGCCGAGCUGCUGUACCUCGGGGAGUCAUAUCUGCAGAUCUGGGAGCGCAGGAGGGAGGCCCCGGGCAAGGGCAAGGCGAACGCGACAUAG
Messenger RNA from Cordyceps fumosorosea ARSEF 2679, 1677 nucleotides. Its product is annotated as U4/U6.U5 tri-snRNP-associated protein 2. The transcript has a single exon. Gene Ontology annotation, molecular function: zinc ion binding; cysteine-type deubiquitinase activity. The record is from RefSeq and is a predicted model, not a curated record. NCBI's taxonomy places the organism in Eukaryota, Fungi, Ascomycota, Sordariomycetes, Hypocreales, Cordycipitaceae. The coding region runs from base 1 to 1677 and encodes 558 amino acids. Gene Ontology annotation, biological process: mRNA processing; protein deubiquitination; spliceosomal complex assembly.